Molecule: messenger RNA, 796 nt
Organism: Leguminivora glycinivorella
Lineage: Eukaryota; Metazoa; Arthropoda; Insecta; Lepidoptera; Tortricidae
Exons: 5
Coding region: 29-547 (172 amino acids)
Source: RefSeq, a predicted model, not a curated record
UCGAACCACCGUCAUUUCUACAUAUAACAUGUCGGACUCCGAGUCUGAAACUAUUGUACCCCUAAAUAACAAGACUGGAGGUGCGAAAGCGAAAAAACCGGUGCAGAAAAGAAAGUCCGAUGCUGCUAAUAGGUCCGAUUCAGAACGAGAGUGGGAAGAAAUUGACGCGGGGACCAAGAAGGUGAAGAAGCCUCGCCAGGCGAAAUCUCCUAGGACUACUAGUGGAGCGUCUAAGAAAAAGACUGCCAGCAACCCCUUCGACGUCUUCGAGCUAUUUCCUGAUGACGAGGCAUUUGCGAAAAAUUGUCCUACACCAGACCAGCUACGCUCGUCUAUAACUCAACGCGUGGCUGAUGGAUUGACUCGGCGUGCUGCUGAUCUUGAGGGGGAGUUUUUCUUGGAGCUGCGAGUAUACAACACCGCCGAUAUACGCAUUUCAACAUGUGCGAACAUUGUGACCCCGAGGAUCCUUUUACCCAUGCUCAAGAGUGGAACACCCAGACAUUUGAAGACGCAUAUCCAGAACUUGCCAACAAGCAUGACGUGACCAUUACAGCACCAUCAAUAGAAACACCCAACAAAAAGAAAAUAAAAACUAAACAGCGUGCUCCAAAACGUAAAUUAAAAUCAUCCACUACUUUUGUGAAAUGUAGAAAAUCCGUUGCUGAGGGACCCCGUCUGAUACAAAUAAAAAUCAUCGGCUUACGUAACGGGCAGGAAAGCCAGGCAGAGAGUGAUGAUGAAGAAAAUAUGAUCUUUAGUGCUCAAUAUAUAGCCAGCGAACCAGUGGACAAUG